Messenger RNA from Soboliphyme baturini, 366 nucleotides. The record is from the annotation of a GenBank genome assembly. NCBI's taxonomy places the organism in Eukaryota, Metazoa, Nematoda, Enoplea, Dioctophymatida, Soboliphymatidae.
AUGAAGAUCGACGAGAUCCGUUCGUCGGUUAAAAGUCCUCGUAUUGACUCACACAGUCAUGUAAAGAGCCUCGGUCUCGAUGAUAAGGGAAAUGCUAGGCCAGUUGCUGGCGGUUUCGUCGGCCAAGCGGAAGCGAGGGAGGCAGCCGGAAUCGUUGUGGACCUCGUGAGAGCAAAACGAAUGGCAGGUCGAGCAGUUCUUUUAGCGGGGCCGCCAGGAACAGGCAAGACAGCUAUUGCUUUGGCAAUGGCAAGGGAUCUUGGUAGCAAGGUUCCGUUUUGUCCUAUGGUCGGUUCGGAGGUGUAUUCCGCGGAAGUUAAGAAAACCGAGGUACUCAUGGAAAACUUUCGUCGAUCUAUAGGUUAG